This is a messenger RNA of Enterobius vermicularis (human pinworm), 1245 nucleotides long. Lineage: Eukaryota; Metazoa; Nematoda; Chromadorea; Rhabditida; Oxyuridae. The record is from the annotation of a GenBank genome assembly.
AUGCCAUUUGAUGCAUGCAUCUCAGCUGUUUCCAUGACGAUUGUCGAAUUUGAAAUUACCGACGUCGUUAACCUAAUUCUUCUCCUGUGUAGGUUGAUUAUGGCUGCAGCAGAAGCCGCAGUCGAGUACCAAAGUGAGAAUUUCAGUAAGGAAAAGGACCAAGAUCUGUAUGAUUUGAAGCAGUCAGAAAAUCAUGCAACAGGUGAUCCAGAGAAACCGGAAGAAGCAAAAGAUCAGGAAAAUGUAACUAAUGGGCAAAAGAAGGAUGAAGAUGAUGAAAAGAUGGACGAGAAAUCAGCAUCGUCUAGAAGUCGUUCACGUUCUGCAGCUAGUGGGAAGUCAUCUAGAUCUAACUCUAAUAGUCGCUCGAAGUCACGUAGUAAAUCAAGAUCACGUUCAGGUCGCUCACGCUCGAGGUCACGAUCGCACUCAAAAUCACGCUCAAGAACUAAGCGUAGAACUCGAGGUUCACGUAGUCAAAGUCCAAGAAGACGCAGAAGUCGAUCUUCAUCAAGCCGUGAUACUUACGACUCAUUUAAAGCGAGAGAAAGUGAAAGAAAUUUUUUCGAUCCUUAUGAUAAUUCAAUGCCAAAUGCGACAACUUAUAACGCAUUUAUGUUUAUGUGCCACUGUCAGCGCUCAUUUCGGAAUGAUCAUCAUUUCCCUUCUCUACAACAUUUACUUCGUCUUUUUUACAGCCCGAUACGGUCAUUGGGAGAGUUCGUGUGCCGAGAAUGUGACAGAUCAGAUUUCGAUUCGGUUCGAGAAUUAAGCGAGCAUGAGAUUCGUGCCCAUGAUGCUUACAUGCCUUGCGCACAUUGUAACAAGGAAGCAUCUAGCGUUCAGAAGUUGGUUGAUCAUUUGAAACGUCGCCACGGGGAUGAGAAACUUAUUUGCGAUUAUUGCAAAGAAAGUUUUAGCUCGAAGAUCUCAUCAGCAAAAGACUCAAGAUGGGAAGAGUUUAGAGCUCACAUUUACAAGGAGUGUUUGAAGGAGAAAAUGUACAGCCACGAACGUUCACGAGGUCGGGGUAGUGGUAUUGCGCAACGUGGACGUGGUCGUUGCCCUCACGGACCUCCAGUCCGAUGCAAGAAUUUUCCGAGGUGUCCCGGUGUUAGAUGCUAUUACUUUCAUGGUUAUUGCCGUUACGACACUAAAUGUGUAAAAAAGGAAUGUCCAUUUGAUCAUACUGAUCGUCCCCGUGUUUGUCUGUCUUGUCUCAGAGAUACCAGGGUGAAUUUUUAA